AUGCAGAGAGGCAUUAGGAAACAGCCUGAGGAAACCCCUCAGCCAGCCCCCCGGCCAAUCUUCCAGGAGAGGCAGAGGAUCACCGGUCUGCCUUUGUACCUCCAGGGUUACCUCUCUGUCCGGCACUCAAGAUGCCAGGAAUUUAGAGUGUACUGGACAGAACUCAGAGGAACUAUGCUCUUCUUUUAUGAUGAUAAGAAAGCCCCAACAUACUCGCAGAAAUUAGAUAUAUCAUCUUUGACCUCAGCAACCAAUGUUUAUCCAGAUGAAAAUGGCUCUGCACGAUUCAUCCUGAUGCUGUCAAACAGGGAACUAGAACUGAAGGCUAAUAACUGUGAAUGUGGAAAAGAAUGGAAGGGCUUUAUUCUCACUGUAACAAAGCUGUCAGUUCCACCAGAUGAGUCAUUACUACCUGGGCAACUUACAAGAAUGCAUGAAGUGCUAGAGAAGGAAAAGCAAAGAAGGAUUACGCUUAACGACUGUUCCAGCGCAUCCUUGAACAGAGAAAGCCCUCCCAGCAGUACAUUGACCCCUAUGCCAGCGUGCUUCUAUGCAGUAUCUCGGCAAGAAGCAAUAAAGAUGUUAGAAAAGAACCCUUCAUGUGGGAAUUUGAUCCUGCGUCCCGGCAGUGAUAGCAAGAACUACGCAAUCACUAUCCAACACAAGCUGCAUGCCCCAUGCAUAAAGCACUACAAAGUGAUGUCCAAAGGAACAAGUUACGUUAUUGAAUUGGAAAGACAGGUGACACUCCCAAGCCUUCAGGAUGUUGUCAAUUACUUUGUGACCCAAACCCAAGGGAACCUGAAGCCGUUUGUCAUACAAACAUGCACUGCAGAGGACCCAGCGUUCAGAAAGCAAGCUGGUCACUGA
This is a messenger RNA of Pelecanus crispus (Dalmatian pelican), 870 nucleotides long. RefSeq names its product signal transducing adaptor family member 1 (gene STAP1). Gene Ontology annotation, biological process: cell surface receptor protein tyrosine kinase signaling pathway; positive regulation of B cell receptor signaling pathway. NCBI's taxonomy places the organism in Eukaryota, Metazoa, Chordata, Aves, Pelecaniformes, Pelecanidae. The record is from RefSeq and is a predicted model, not a curated record. Gene Ontology annotation, molecular function: signaling adaptor activity; protein kinase binding.